UUUAGGUCGUUUUUUAUUUGUAUUAUAUAUAUUAAAAAAUAAUACUAUCACAAUACAAGCUGCUCAUAAAACAGAUGAUUAAUCCAACCUCAUGAUGACACGUGUUAAUCAUAAAAAAACUACCUACAGAAAUAGGACACAUGCUACCCAUGAUGACGGUUGGAUUUACUAAACCACAACUCCAGUUUGGCUGAACUUCUUAAACUGAUUUUUGAAAAAUAAAACGAACAUUCACAAACAUCUAUAAUGAAAAAAAAAAAAAAAAGAUUAUUAAUUUUUUUAAAAACUAAUUGUCAGCAUAUAUUCCAAAAACAAAUAUUUUGAAAAAAAAAAAAAAGAUUUAUUAUAUAUAUAAAGUAAGUAUUUUUCUUCUUUGUGUAGUGUUGCGUUUUAGUUUUGAGUUGUGGAGAAGAGCAGAGAGCAGAGACUAUGGUGUCUCCCAAUCGAAAUCCAGCACAAGGGUUUAGUUACCCUCAUUCAUCCAAUAUGCAUAAUGACUUGCCCGGCAUCAAUUCGAUGCAACCACCGGAAAAUACCAUACCAUCGCCCACUGCUAAUGUGAAUACGACGUCGUUUGAGGUCCCUCCAACCAAGAAGAUCCGAAAACCCUAUACUAUUACCAAGUCCAGGGAGAGUUGGUCGGAACAGGAACAUCAGAAGUUCGUUGAAGCUGUGCAGUUAUUUGGUCGCGACUGGAAAAAGAUUGAAGCAUUCGUUGGUACAAAAACUGCCGUUCAGAUACGUAGCCACGCACAGAAGCACUUUGAGAAAGUUCUGAAAAGUGGGAUAAAAGAGCGUGUACCUCCCCCUAGACCAAAGAAGAAGGCUACUCAUCCAUACCCACAUAAAUCCCCUACAGAUGCUCCAAAUGUUGCUCAGUUCAAUGGGGCUACAAAUGUUACACAGUCCACUGGGGCUUCAUAUUUUACUCAUGCCAAUGGGUUUCCAAUUGUUACUUAUAUGACUGGGUCUCCAACUGUUACUCAAUUCACUGGUGCUCCAACUUUUACAAAUGACAAUGGGGAUCCAGCUAUGUCUCAUUUCGAUUGGACUCCAGCUGUUACACAUGUUGCUGGGUCUCCUAAUGUUACUCAUGAUACCGGGCCAUUUCAUUAUUCUGCUGCUUUGUAUGAACCUGCAUUCUGUAGCCCACAUUCAUCAUCAGCGGUUGUAAAUCCCAUUAACGGUGCUUCAUCGCCUCCUUGGCGAUCAAGUUCUGCACCACCAGUCAUUUUACCACAACUGGAAACAGAUGUUGAGUGGUUAUCUAUCCCUGAACUUGAGGAUAACAGAUGCUAUAAUAGUGAAAGAAGUGAGCCUGUGUUCUACUCCCAGGCCAUGAGAGAUGAUGGGGCGGUAUUUCUCCCUGCAAUUGAAUAUAUCAAUCCCCAUAACAGUAUGACUGAAAGAACUCUAUGGACUGGGCCAGCUAGUGAAAUAAAUCACCAUGAGGUCUACUUCUCACAAGGAAUGAGAGAUUAUGUGCCACUUCUCCCUGCAAUUGCAAAUAACACUCGCGAUAAUAGUAGUACUGAAAGCACUCUAAUGAUUCAGCCAGAUGAUGAAAUAUUUAAUAUUGAGGGCUUCUUGAGAGAUAAUCCAAGUUUUGCUCCAGUGUAUGAAUUCAUUGCCAAUGUCUUGGAAAACCCUAAUGAAGCUGGUCACUUGCAGAGACUGAGACAAAUGGAUCCCACAAGAUUUAGAUCAGCAUUGUUAAUGAUGCAGCGCCUAUCACAAAAUUUACAAGGUCCCAAUUUAGCUAGACUUUGUCAGAUUAUUUCACCCGAUGGUGCUACUGCUAAUGAGGAGAGGGUAAUGCCAUCUGUCUACCCAAAUAACGUCCAAGGGAAUGCCAUUCUAUCUGCUUAGGAAGUCGACCGCAGAUGUUAAUGGCGUCACUCUUUAAGCUUUAUUUGGGAAAGAGGUGUUAGAUGUGUUUGGUAACAACUGCCAAGGCACAGGACACUGUAUAUAGUGUCCGAGUACACACAUGACCAUGUGAAGAAUUAGUCUUAGUCUCUCUAAAGUGAAAGCUUGUCAAUCAAGGUAAAUAUGAUAUGGUAGUUUUUUUUAUCAUUUUUGGUAAGUAGGAAUUUUAGAGGGUUAGUAUUUAGACACUGGAAGUUAACUUCUAAUUUAGUUUAGUUUCAGAUUCAGAGGCUAUUUUGUACAGCGUUAGAGAGUAAUUUAGUGUUUGGCUGUCUAUAUUUUGCAUUAGUUUGCUUUAAUGUUUUGCUACUUUCAGUGACAUUAGAAAAUUGAUCAGUGUGAAUUGCAUUGAGCCAGAAAAAGGUACAAAAAUAAAAACGUUAUUUAUUUUUUUU
Messenger RNA from Cannabis sativa, 2324 nucleotides. RefSeq lists its product as uncharacterized. NCBI's taxonomy places the organism in Eukaryota, Viridiplantae, Streptophyta, Magnoliopsida, Rosales, Cannabaceae. Bases 430 to 1869 code for a protein of 479 amino acids. The transcript is spliced from 10 exons. Gene Ontology annotation, molecular function: DNA binding. The record is from RefSeq and is a predicted model, not a curated record.